This is a messenger RNA of Tricharina praecox, 845 nucleotides long. RefSeq lists its product as uncharacterized. Lineage: Eukaryota; Fungi; Ascomycota; Pezizomycetes; Pezizales; Pyronemataceae. The coding region runs from base 26 to 694 and encodes 222 amino acids. The transcript is spliced from 4 exons. The record is from RefSeq and is a predicted model, not a curated record.
CGGCAAACUCGGACACUCCAACAGGAUGCAGUUCACCCUCAUCUCCACUCUGUUCCUCUUCGCCGCCAGCGCCAGCGCAGCCGUCAACGGCCCGUGCUCCGUCUCCGGCACACCCGGCGUCUGCCUGUCGACCGCCGCGUGCUCCAGCGGCGGCGGAAAGUCCACCGCGGGCUUCUGCCCCAACGAUCCUGUCGGCAUCCAGUGCUGCACCAAGACGUCCUGCGGAUCCGGCGGGAACUGUCGCUGGACCAGCCAGUGCACUGGCACGCCCGUGUCCAACCUGUGUCCUGGCCCCGCAGACUUUAAGUGCUGCCAGCCGUCCGGCGGAAACCCAACGAUCCCCACUUCUAACUGCAAAUCCCAUGUCGUAACGAACGGCUACAAAAUCCUGAACCAGUUUCCGGGGAAGGUGCACACUGUGUGGUGCUACGCCAACAAGCCCGGCGACCACGGUCUCGGCCUCGCCCUCGACCUUAUGGUCCCCAACCGCAGUGCAAUUGGCCAAACCAUCGCCGAGUGGACGAUGAACAACCACUCAAGUCUGAAGGUGAAAUACAUCAUCUGGGGCCAGAAGAUCUGGAACCGCGAGGUCGAUGUCAACCCCAAGGCGUGGGCUAGCUGGCGGUCUAUGGAGGAUCGGGGGUCCGAUACGGCUAAUCACUGGGAUCAUCCGCAUGUUUCGUUCUUUGCAUAGCGGAGAUGUUUGGUUCUGCGUAGGUACGAGAAGAGAACCGGGCGCGCGGCUGGCGAUAGUAGCCUGCUGCUUGUUCGGGAGAGGGAGACGCGGGAGAAUGCGAUUUUUACAUGUAACUGUCACGAGAGAGAAUGAAUCACGUAUUUCGGCG